AUGAGUGAUGACUCGAAAAAGGUGCGCAUCGCAUUCGUCGACGCGGCGCGACGCGCGCGCGGCGCCAUGCGCUACGAGCGAUGCGCCGGGCGACGCGCGCGCGUCGUCGCGACCGCCGAGUCGCGAGACCGACGGCCGCGCGCGGAGAAGCGCGGGAAGACGUCGACAUCGAACGCGCCGCCGCCUCGAGGUCAAAAAGUGAACACCGACACGAGGGCGUCGCUCCCGGGCGAUCGCUGGCGCGUCUACGACGUGCGCGUGGCGCUGGAGGAGGACCCUGGGAAGGACUCGCACGAGGUCACGCCGGCGUUGACGAAACAGCUGGCAAAGUUGCUCGGGACUCGAGGAGACGCGGACGCGCUCGCGCGCGGGACGGAGGUGCGACGGAAGACGUGCGACGCGAGAUCCGUCGUGAGAGGACGCGUGGUCGGUCCUGGGUUUAGUUACGUCGUGGAUGUAAGCGAUGAGGCGAUUUCGAGCGCGGGAGGGACCGCGCGGCCGUUGAGGGAGCGGGCGAAGAAGUUGGAGCGGGCGGCGGGCGAGCGGGAAGGCGGUUUGGGGGCGAACGCCGAGGCGUUGAGAGAGGCGUACGAGCGCGCGCCGACGCGCGGUAACGACGCGUCGUCGACAUCGACGUCGGAUACGUUCCCAGACGACGACGAUAAGGUGAUCGUCGUCGGUCUCGGACCCGCCGGUUUGUUCGCGGCGCUCGCGCUCGCGGAGGCGGGCGAGCGCGUCGUCGUCGUCGAGCGAGGACAACCGGUGGAGGAGCGCGGGAGGGAUAUCGGCGCCUUGUUUGCGAGACGACAACUGAAUGGUGAGAGUAAUCUGUGUUACGGCGAGGGCGGAGCGGGGACGUGGUCGGAUGGGAAGUUGACGACGCGCAUCGGGAGGAACAGCGAACGUGUCCGAGCCGUGCUUCAAGCGCUCGUCGCGUUCGGGGCGCCCGAUGACAUAUUGGUGAGUGGUAAGCCCCACCUUGGGACCGAUCGUCUCGUGCGAAUCUUGCGCACGGCUCGGAGGUACAUGCAGGGAUUGGGGGUGGAGUUUCGUUUCGGUGAGCGAUGCGAACGAAUCAAUCGGGACCCAAACACGGGCGCGGCAGGCGGAGUGACUCUGGCUUCCGGUGACGUCAUUCGCGGCAAGGCGGUGAUAUUAGCGGUCGGACACUCGUCUCGAGCGCUCAUGGAGUCCCUUCAUCUCGACGGUGUGAAGUUGUCGUACCAAUCGUUCUCCGCCGGAUUCCGCAUCGAGCAUCCGCAGGGAAUGCUCGAUACGCUUCAAUAUGGAUCCAAGUACGCUGGGUACGUGGACAACGGAAAAGGUCCGCUCCCCGUGGCUGAUUAUCGCGUCGCGAAUACAGUGCAGGACGGCAUCGCCGCCGGUCGAGCGUGUUACAGCUUUUGUAUGUGUCCGGGGGGCCAAAUUGUCCCUACGUCCACCACAGAGGACGAACUCUGCAUCAACGGCAUGAGUUUCAGCAAACGCUCGAGCAAGUGGGCGAACAGCGGACUGGUGAGUUCGAUCUCCGAGGCCGACGCGUCGCCGUUCGCCGAAGUCGGAUACGAACCUCUGUGUGGUUUCGCGUUUCAGCGCCACAUCGAGCGCGAAGCCGCCGUCAUGGGCGGCGGCGGACUCGUCGUGCCCGUGCAAACGGCUGAAGACUUUUUGAACGAAACCGUGUCCGACGUGGCGACGUUACCGUCGAGUUCUUAUCGCCUCGGUGUGAAAACGGCACCGUUACACGAGUUGUAUCCACCCGCGGUCACGCAGGCAAUUCGAGAGUCGCUGUUCCGUUUCAACAAGCAGCUCCCCGGUUUCGCCGGCCCGCACGCGCUCAUUCACGCCCCGGAGGCGCGUACAUCGUCUCCAGUUCGUGUCGAUCGCGAAAAGGAGACCCUCAUGUCGGUGUCGAUGCCGGGUAUGUACCCAAUCGGCGAAGGCGCGGGGUACGCCGGAGGCAUCGUCUCCGCCGCCGUAGACGGCCUCGCCGCCGCUGAGACAUUGCUCGAGAUGAGCGGAAAACGUAGGUAG
Molecule: messenger RNA, 2034 nt
Organism: Ostreococcus tauri
Lineage: Eukaryota; Viridiplantae; Chlorophyta; Mamiellophyceae; Mamiellales; Bathycoccaceae
Product: Pyridine nucleotide-disulphide oxidoreductase,FAD/NAD(P)-binding domain
Exons: 1
Coding region: 1-2034 (677 amino acids)
Source: RefSeq, a predicted model, not a curated record